Messenger RNA from Meleagris gallopavo (turkey), 1445 nucleotides. It is a transcript of the gene BLOC1S4, whose product is annotated as biogenesis of lysosomal organelles complex 1 subunit 4. Gene Ontology annotation, cellular component: BLOC-1 complex. NCBI's taxonomy places the organism in Eukaryota, Metazoa, Chordata, Aves, Galliformes, Phasianidae. The record is from RefSeq and is a predicted model, not a curated record.
GGGGACUGCUCCAGCGGGGACAGCGGGAACGUCUCGCAGAGCCACAGCAACGCCUCCGGGCUGGGCGGGCAGGAGGACGAGGACGGGGACGCGCUGGACGCGUCGCUCAGCGCAACCGCCGCCGCCUAUAGCGCGUACCUGCUGGUCGAGCGUAGCGCCUUCAGCGAGCAGGUGGAAAGCUUAGAGAAGAGCCUGGAAGAGCUGCUGACCAGAGUAGACGAGUUUGUGGGGAUGCUGGACAUGAUUCGAAGUGAUUCAUCCCAAGUUGUCAAUGAGAGCAUACCUGAAAUUUACACCAAAGCUACUGAGAUGAGGCAGAUAUACAGGAGGAUCGACAAGCUGGAGGCUUUUGUGAAGAUGAUUGCAAACCAUGUGGCUGGAAUGGAAGAACGGGUUGUAAAGGCAGAAACAGACCUUGGGGCUUUUCCAAGCACAUUCAAGAAAAUCUUGCACACAAUCAGCAUACCAUCCUUCCGUAACAAAUCGUCUUCCUCACGACAGCAGACCGCCUAUGAGCCUCCUGUCCUCUUCAAGACUGAAGACUAUUUUCCGUGUCCUAAUGAAGCACCUCAUUGACGAUUUUGGUUUUGGAGUUGUGGUAUGAAUCAGCCAGAAUAGAACAAGCCAAGUGAACAAAAGAAAUAACAGCCUCAAAAUAGCUGCAUUUCUGAGUAUUAUUAGUGGCUUAUUGCCAUUCUGAUUCUCAUUGUCUUCCUACAGGCAGCAUUUUCAGGUAAUCUUUUUUUGAGUAUAUUAUUUGAAAAGUCUUCCAAAAACACAGUGUAUAUUUUCAGUUUAUAAUGAGGAAGGAACUUAAAAAUACUUCCAUGGUAGGGUUUGGGGCUUUUUUUUUUGUCCUCUUUUUUUUUUAACAGAAAUAAUAGGAAACAUACUUUUAUACGACAUCUCUUUUAACAAAUCAGGGCUGCUGCAAAUGUAAAUAACUACCACAAAGCAGUUGUUUUUGUUUGGUUUUUUUUUAUUUAAACAUACCGGGGUGAAAGAAAAGCUCUAUGCAUAAAAUCAUGGUAAGUUUUGGAACUUGGUCCCUGCAGUCGGUGUGGAGAAUUGCACCACCUCAGGAUGUGCAGGUGGCGAGGAGAGGACUGGGAAGAUUGGUGAGGAGUCAGGGACGUGACUUGGCUUGGGCAGUGAGUCUAAGUUCAUGAUGUGAACAUCCUGCCCCUACUGAUGGUCGUCAGGUCACUGUGACCAUGGUUUCUGACCGUUGCAACGUAUUAUCAUGUGAUGUGUAACCAGGUGGGCAUGAUACAUAUAAUCUACCGUCAGAAAGAAAAGGAAUGUAAGUUGAGGCAGGGCCAUCUUUGGACUGAGCCUCACCUGACCAGAUGCUAUUCCCUUUCGCACCUCUGUGCAGUGACUGGGACUGUGUGUGCUGCCUGGAAUGUGAGUAAAUUGUCAAUAAAUGAGUGGCUUAUGCAACA